Procambarus clarkii (red swamp crayfish) is the source of this 1994-nucleotide messenger RNA. The record is from RefSeq and is a predicted model, not a curated record. Lineage: Eukaryota; Metazoa; Arthropoda; Malacostraca; Decapoda; Cambaridae.
GAUCUCUCACGGCUACAUCAGGAUCUCUCACGGCUACAUCAGGGGCUCACACGGCUACAUCAGGGGCUCACACGGCUACAUCAGGAGCUCUCACGGCUACAUCAGGAUCUCUCACGGCUACAUCAGGAGCUCUCACGGCUACAUCAGGAUCUCUCACGGCUACAUCAGGAGCUCUCACGGCUACAUCAGGAUCUCUCACGGCUACAUCAGGAUCUCUCACGGCUACAUCAGGAUCUCUCACGGCUACAUCAGGGGCUCACACGGCUACAUCAGGAUCUCUCACGGCUACAUCAGGAUCUCUCACGGCUACAUCAGGAGCUCUCACGGCUACAUCAGGAUCUCUCACGGCUACAUCAGGAGCUCUCACGGCUACAUCAGGAUCUCUCACGGCUACAUCAGGAGCUCUCACGGCUACAUCAGGGGCUCACACGGCUACAUCAGGAGCUCUCACGGCUACAUCAGGAUCUCUCACGGCUACAUCAGGAGCUCUCACGGCUACAUCAGGGGCUCACACGGCUACAUCAGGAGCUCUCACGGCUACAUCAGGGGCUCUCACGGCUACAUCAGGAGCUCUCACGGCUACAUCAGGGGCUCACACGGCUACAUCAGGAGCUCUCACGGCUACAUCAGGGGCUCACACGGCUACAUCAGGAGCUCUCACGGCUACAUCAGGGGCUCACACGGCUACAUCAGGAGCUCUCACGGCUACAUCAGGAUCUCUCACGGCUACAUCAGGAGCUCUCACGGCUACAUCAGGGGCUCACACGGCUACAUCAGGAGCUCUCACGACUACAUCAGGGGCUCACACGGCUACAUCAGGAGCUCUCACGGCUACAUCAGGGGCUCACACGGCUACAUCAGGAGCUCUCACGGCUACAUCAGGGGCUCACACGGCUACAUCAGGAGCUCUCACGGCUACAUCAGGAUCUCUCACGGCUACAUCAGGAGCUCUCACGGCUACAUCAGGGGCUCACACGGCUACAUCAGGAGCUCUCACGGCUACAUCAGGGGCUCACACGGCUACAUCAGGAGCUCUCACGGCUACAUCAGGCGCUCUCACGGCUACAUCAGGAGCUCUCACGGCUACAUCAGGGGCUCACACGGCUACAUCAGGAGCUCUCAUGGCUACAUCAGGCGCUCUCACGUCUACAUCAGGAGCUCUCACGGUUACAUCAGGAGCUCUCACGGCUACAUCAGCUCUCACCGCUACAUCAGCGGCUCUCACGGCUACAUCAGGAGCUCUCACGGCUACAUCAGGAGCUCUCACGGAUACAUCAGGAGCUCUCAUAGCUACAGCAGGAGCUCUCACGGCUACAUCAGGAGCUCUCACGGCUACAUCAGGAGCUCUCACGGCUACAUCAGGAGCUCUCACGGCUACAUCAGGAGCUCUCACGGCUACAUCAGGAGCUCUCACGGCUACAUCAGGGGCUCUCACGGCUACACCAGGAGCUCUCACGGCUACAUCAGGAACUCUCACGGCUACAUCAGGCGCUCUCACAGCUACAUCAGGAGCUCUCACGGCUACAUCAGGAGCUCUCACGGCUACAUCAGGAGCUCUCACGGCUACAUCAGGAGCUCUCACGGCUACAUUAGGAGCUCUCAUGGCUACACCAGGAGCACUCACGGCUACAUCAGGGGCGAUCACGGCUACAUCAGGCGCUCUCACGGCUACAUCAGGGGCUCUCACGGCUAUAUCAGGAGCUCUCACGGCUACAUCAGGAGCUCUCACGGCUACAUCAGGGGCUCUCAUGGCUACAUCAGGAGCUCUCAAGGUUACAUCAGGAGCUCUCAAGGCUACAUCAGGAGCUCUCAAGGCUACAUCAGGAGCUCUAAAGGCUACAUCAGGAGAUCUCAAGGCUACAUCAGGAGCUCUCAAGGCUACAUCAGGGGCUCUCAUGGCUACAUCAGGAGCUUCAUGGCAACAUCAGGGGCUCACGCGGCUACAUCAGGAGCUCUCACGGCUACAUCAGGAAUACAUUCAUACAACAAACUAG